AUUUUAAAGUUUUAUAUUUUCAGCCUGGUUGCUGCUGUUGACAGUGAGUGAUAACACCUAGGUUUAACAUCCUGUGUUUGCUGCAUACUUUGAUGUAUUUUUGCAAUAUGAUGCACUUAAAAAGAUGUGGUUUUUGUGUACAGAAAUGUUGGUCUCUGAUACAGUAAAGUGUGAAAUGUCAUAGAUGUCAACAGUAAUGGAAUUUUCUAGUGAAUAUUAUUUUUAUUUAAUUACUUUUUAAUGUUUUUAUUUUAUUUUUAUUUUUAUUUUUAUUUUUUAUUAUUUUUAGUUAUGCUGUUUCUGGAGGUUUAGGAAGCCGAAAUUCAGUCAUUUUUUCCAUUUUUUUUAUUCAGUUGUUUCCCUGUUCUUUCAUUUAUUUAUUUAUUUAUUUAUAUAUAUAUGUAUAUAUGUGUGUGGACUGAUUUCUUUGUUGUCAGAUCGCAAGAUGCCACUUACAUUAGAUGUUAGAUGUAUCAUGGCAUUAGAUGUUGUACCACAGUAACAAUUUAUUUAGUUAGUGAGAUAGUAUUUCAGAUGUAUUUAUUUAUUUAUUCAUUCAUUCAUUCAUUAUUAUUUUAAAAUGUGCCAUGGACCAUGGUAAAACCAUGUUUUUGACAGUCUUUGCAGUACCUUGGAGUACCACAGUUAUUUUGUAACGGACAGUGCCAUAUUCUAUUCAAAUUUUACUAUGUAAAUCUUUAAUUACCUUCUAUGCUGUUCAUAUAUACAGACAUAUUGUACAGUAACCUAUUUGUUAGGUGGUUUAUACUUCUAGUUCAGAUCUACACUCUCAGAAAAAAGGUACAAAACUGUCACUGGGGCAGUACCCUUUCAAAAGGUAAUAAUAUGUACUUUUAAAGUACUAUCUACCUUUAAGGUACUAAUAUUAAGGGGUAAUAAGGUACAAAGAUAUAUCUUUUAGCUUUUGUACCUUAAGGGUAAUGCCUCAGUGACAGCUUUGUGCCUUGUUUCUGAAAGUGUAUGAGUAUGAAUUUCCUCAUUCAUGCUAAACUGGAUAAUCUUUAGAAAACCCAUCUGCGUGUUCUUAACUGGAUAUAACACAUUCGUGGUAGAUUAGGGCUGAUAUCCCAGAGGUUGUUGGUUGAAACUCAAAAAAAAAAAAAAAAAGAAAAAGAAGUGAGGUUUGCUUGCCAACCACUUAACUGCCCAAAUGUAUUCCAUAUUUAUAUAAGUGGGUUAAGGUGAGAAUGUGGGUGUUUUUUUUUUUUACAUCAAUAACUCCCUCGAUGUUUUUCCUGUGACAUGAACUGUAGUAACCUGGGUAAAUCAGCUUCAAAGUCACUAGUUUCCUGCUCCUGUGGUGUUGGAAAUCAAGUGACGAGUUUCUGAUAAUAUCAUCCCUUCCAGUCUUAGUGUGACUGCUUGGAUGAAGAAAUAAAUGUCAUUUUAUGAUCCACACGUCCUGUCCGGAUGGUACUUUUUGCAUACUACUCAAAAAUGUAGUGAAUCAGUAACUGGUCCUCUAUUAAGGGUUACCAAAAAAAUGAAUCACAUUUUUAGCUCUGUAGAGAAACUUGUAAUUUGUAUAAUUUGUCAAUUUAUAUUUCUCUAAUAAAUUCAUGCAUUUCAAACACACUGUAAAAAAAAAAAAAAGUUGAGCCAACUUAAAAUUUUAAGGCAACCAGCUUCAGCAGAUUUUUGAGUUGUCUAACUUGUCGUUUUAAGUUUAUACAACAAAAAUGUGAGAAUCUCCCACAAAAAUAAGUUGAGCAAACUCAAAAAUCUGCUGAAGCUGGUAAAAAUAUUUUUUAAAGUUCGCUCAACUAUUUUUUUUUUUACAGUGCAGAAGCAUUUAGAGAAGAGGAUUUUUUUCACAAUAUUUAUUGACAGAUUUAUUUUUAUUAUUUACAGAUAAUAUAUGUAUCAAUACAAAUAUUUAUUUAUUUACAGAUAAUAUAAUAAUUAUAUAUGUACUUACAAAUUUUACAUUAUAUUUCUAUAUAUAUAUAUAUAUAUAUGUGUGUGUGUGUGUGUGUGUGUGUGUGUGUGUGUGAUAUCACUCAUUAUGAUACGCAUUACAUUAAGAACAUUUCCUGUCCUUAACAUAUAUACGUCAGAGUUUUACUGAUAAGAUGCCUCUUAUGGAAAGAGAAAGAGAUGGACCUUCCUGUGGAAGAAGCGUUGCAUUAUUUCUCUGCCUGUGUGAAAUUUUCUACCUGGGGCUCUUUAGGUUUUGCCCCACGUGUGAAUCAGUUCAUGAAUCAUCUAUGAUGCCUCAGAUCUGACUCAUAUACAGCCAUUAAGCAGAAUUUGUAACUAUUGUUAAUGUUUUUUUUUUUUUUGGUCUGGCGGCAUUUGUAAAUCAAGAAGUACUUUACUGCUGAAUCAUUGUGGUGCAUGACAUCAGUGACCAGACGAUCAACCUAAACACACACAAACACUUCAUAACCGGCUCAGUUUGGGCUUGAGAUCAGGAGGAUUUCAUGUGAUAUCAGAUUGAUGUGUUGUGUUUACCUGCAGGGGUCAAUGAGGGGGACGCUGGUCGUCGUAUUUCAGGCUCUGCUGUGGCCUGUCAUCUCAGCAUCAGCCUUGUUCACAGUCGGUUUACAGGAGAGCGUUUACGAGGCAGAGCUACAUGGAGAUGUCGGACUAGUGUGUUUGUUCUCCAAGGUUAAAAGUCUUUCUGACCUCACUGUCAUAUGGAGCCGAGUCGAGCCGAAGCCAGCCGUGGAUGUGUAUCGGCUGGAGAGAGGCACAGAAAAUCACAAUUACACCAGUGCCAUGUUCAUAAAGCGCGCACAGCUCAUCCACGAGCAGCUGGAUGAAAACAGAGCGGUGCUGCACUUGAAAAAGCUCCGGAUAAAAGAUUCAGGCAUGUACCGGUGUAUCGUGAAAGAGGGAGAUGAUGGAGACUACAAGCAAGUCUCGCUCAAGGUUACAGCUCCUUAUACUCCUGUAAAGAAAAGCAUCAUGAAGACAGGUCAGGAUGAGGUCGAGCUCUCCUGUGAGUCUCAGGGAUUCCCGUCAGCUCAGGUUAUCUGGAGCGAUGGUCAAAACACAAACCUCACAGAGAUGUCCAACAGCACCGUACACUCUACAGAAGAAGAUCUCAUCCACAUCAUCAGCAAACUGACCGUGAAACGAGACCUCGUCAAUAACUACACCUGCUCUUUCCUCGUGAAGGGUGAAAUCCAGCGGAUGGCCACCUUUAGCAUCCCAAAUGACAUCCUUCCUCACUCUUCUACUCAAUAUGUGUGGAUUGUCGCCGUGGUUGUUGUGCUUUUAGCCAUUGUCUUCAUCUCUGUCAUUCUGCGUAGGAGAAAAAAUGGUCAGGAAAACAGACGAAAUGAAUCACCUAAAUGUGCUUUGCUGUUUUCACACUCAUCCUCUGCCAAAACUGAUUCUUUACUGACUGUGAACGAGGUCAGGCCGCAAACAUGUGACAUAAACUCAGAAGAUACUGCAGAAAAACCUCCAUCUUUGAGGAGCAUGCUUAUACGACAGUAUUCAGAGCUCGACACAAACGCUGAGAUGAAAAGCAGACUUGCUUCAUAUGCACUUCUCAGCAAAGAAGGCCAAUCUCUAAACAUCAGCUCAAUCCUGCCUGAUAAGAAAGAAACCGUCCUUCUGCUUGGAGAACCAGGCUGCGGGAAAACCAGCGUAGCCCAAACUCUGUCGUCCUGCUGGGCUGAGAGGAUCACGACAGACCCCUUCAACAUCCGCCGGCUCCAUCUGGUUUUCCAGGUGGACUGUGGCAGAGCGAAAGGAGACUUUUUCCAGGUGAUAAAAUCCAGCAUUUCUUAUGAAAAACCACUAGACGUGCCUGAGUUCAGAGAGACUCUUCUGGGCUCAACAGACUGUUUGCUCAUCCUGGACGGAUAUCAAGAGGGAAACAAGGACCUGGAUGAAACACUCCAAUGGUUUCUAACAGAGCGGCAGACGUGCCGGGUGUUAGUCACAUCACAUCCUGGAAAAUGUCCAGCUCUGGAAAAAAAUGUCAGGACAGUAUUACAACUUAUUCAGAAACCGGAAAAGUCUGGAUAACGAAAUCGGAUACAUUUCAUAUUUGCACAGACUAUGGUUUUGCAAUUUCAUGUUGCAACUUCAGCAAUGGAUGAUGGAUCUGCCUUUUGUUUCUUGGGAAUUCUUUUUAUAAUCUGACUUUUGAUAAAGCAGACUCAUCUGGCAGGAGAUCAAACCAUUUUGCAAUACUUGAAUUCAGUUGUAUUUUUCAAAGACCAAGUACAGGAAAAGAGAAAUGAGAUCACGGUUAUUAAGCCAAACACAAAAAAUGGUGUAGAAACAAUUUGCGCUCAGAAAUCACUGGUGAUAAUAACAAAGAAACUGCAAGCAACACAUUGUCUUAAAUGUGAAAUACUGAAGUAGAAAAACUGAAAUAACAUUUUUUAGAGAAACAUUUUAUUUACACAAUCAUGUGUACUUCUUAUCAGUCAAUAAUGCAUGUGGUUUAACUGUUACAGGAAUAAACACAGGUCUUAUUUGCAUGUUUUCAGCAAAAUAUAGUUACAAACUAACCAUCUUUGACGGAUCAUUAACUCAGACACUGAUCGUGCGAAAAUCAACUUCUCUUUUAGAUUUACUUCAAACUUUUUGUAACAAUGACGCACUUUCGUUUUGUUUAUCGAUGUAAAAUGUGAUGAUUUUGUUUAAAGAACAAAAAACUGAAAGUGAAAACUUUAGUUUUGAUCAUUUUAGACUCUUUCAGAAUGGUUUGGCUUUUUGUUUGUCUUUUAUUUUUACAUGUUUGAUGGAUGCACAGGCAUUGCACAAGUCUUUUCAUGCAGAGAUAGAGUUGUUUCACUUUCAUUUUGCUUUGAGUCUGAACUGGAUUGACUUACAUUUCUGAGAAAACACUCUGCACUCUUAACUGGCAGUAAGAUAAAAAAAAAGGAAGUACAUGUUUCCCGCAAAGGGAAGCCAAACCAAAAAUGUCUGAGUGUCAUCUGGUUGCACUUUGGUAGCUAUUGUGCUUGUGCAGGAUGCCUUUUUAACUUUAUGAAAGCAUUAAAGAAGAAACAAAUUCUGGAGCUCAAACUGAUGAAAUGAUUGCAAGGUUUAAAGCUUCGACAGAUAACUGUCUAUGAGGGCAUAUUAAGUUACCAAAAAUGAAUCAUUAAAUGAAAUGAAAGUGAAAGUCACCACCAUACAUGCAUUACUUUAAUCCUUUGAUGCAUGUAAUGUUAUAUUACAAAGUAAUUCAAUUGAAUACAAUCCUUUUUUUCCUAAAUGAUGAGUUCAUCUCUGUGCAAUGAAAUAGCAGAUAAUAAAUAAAAAACACAGAGGCUGGUCAUGGGAUUAUAAUAAAGGGUCAAAGGUCACUGCCCAUGAUGGUUUGGAUAUUACAUCACAUACAGAAUAAUUAAAAUAUUUUUAAAUAUGUGUUCACCAUAGAUGACACCAGCAUCAAGUGUAAUUUCUGCCUGAUCUGACUCUUAAAAAGUACUUUUUUGUGUGUGUGCAACCCAAUGUUGCACCAAUAAAAGUUUGUUUUACAUGUA
Onychostoma macrolepis is the source of this 5480-nucleotide messenger RNA. Its product is annotated as programmed cell death 1 ligand 1-like. Bases 2461 to 4005 code for a protein of 514 amino acids. Gene Ontology annotation, biological process: immune response; cell surface receptor signaling pathway; cellular response to lipopolysaccharide. The transcript is spliced from 8 exons. Gene Ontology annotation, cellular component: external side of plasma membrane. The record is from RefSeq and is a predicted model, not a curated record. Gene Ontology annotation, molecular function: ATP hydrolysis activity. NCBI's taxonomy places the organism in Eukaryota, Metazoa, Chordata, Actinopteri, Cypriniformes, Cyprinidae.